This is a messenger RNA of Macrobrachium nipponense, 2613 nucleotides long. Its product is annotated as trichohyalin-like. NCBI's taxonomy places the organism in Eukaryota, Metazoa, Arthropoda, Malacostraca, Decapoda, Palaemonidae. The coding region runs from base 1 to 2613 and encodes 870 amino acids. The record is from RefSeq and is a predicted model, not a curated record. The transcript has 2 exons.
AUGGAGGAAGCAGUUUCCUAUUAUACUAUUAUACCAGAAUCGGAUUUCGACCUUGAUAUCCUCAUAACGAAGAUACCGAAACGAAAACCGAUUUUGAAGUUUGACUGGACAACAGGAGUGACCGUAGCUGCUGCUGCUGGUUGCGGUAUUGCUGCUUCUGUUGCUAUUUUUGCUUAUAACAAAUACAAAAAUCUCAAGAAACAGGCGAAACGGACGGAACAAGAAUUAGAAAAAGAGAAGGAAAAUGCUGUUGCAGAAAACAGGAAAUUACGGACUUUGCUGGACGAGAGACAAAAUGCAAUCGAAGAGGCUGAAAGAAGGAUGGACAAACUUGUAGCUCAAAAUGAAGAGGAGAUCCUCAAAAGGGACGAACUGAUAGAAGAAUUGAAACUCGAAAAUGAAGAAGUCAACGACCAGCUUGUCGAAUUUAUUCUUCGGGAGUAUGAGAUUGAAAUUCUACUUGAAGAGGAGCGGGAGAGAGGGACCAAAAAGGACUGUCAAAUUGAAGAAUUAUUAGAUGCCGAAGGAAUUCUGAAACGGGAACACCAGGAACUGAAUGAUAAGCUAGAAGAAUUGAAACUCGAAAAGGAAGAAGUCAACGACCAGCUUGUCGAAUUUAUUCUUCGGGAGUAUGAGAUGGAAAUUCUACUUGAAGAGGAGCGGGAGAGAGGGACUGAAAAAGACUUUCAAAUUGAAGAAUUAUUAAAUGCCGAAGGAAUUCUGAAACGGGAACACCAGGAACUGAAUGACAAGCUAGAAGAAUUGAAAUUCGAAAAGGAAGUAAUCAACGACCAGCUUGUCGAAGUUCUUCUUCGGGAGAAUGAGAUGGAAAUUUUGCUUGAAGAGGAGCGGGAGAGAGGGACUGAAAAAGACUUUCAAAUUGAAGAAUUAUUAAAUGCCGAAGGAAUUCUGAAACGCGAACAACAGGAACUAAUCGAAAAGCUAGAGAAAGCUCUCCUUCACGGGAAGGAGAUGGAGACUUUACUUGCAGAGGAACAAGAGAGAGGUGCCGAAAAAGAAUGUCAAAUUGAAGUAUUAUUGAAUGCAGAAGGAAUUUUGAAACGGACACAACAGGAACUAAUCGACAAGCUAGAGAAAGCUCUCCUUCAUGGGAAGGAGAUGGAGACUUUAUUUGAAGAGGAACAAGAGAGAGGUGCCGAAAAGGAAUGCCAAAUUGAAGUAUUAUUAAAUGCAGAAGGAAUUUUGAAACGGGAACAACAGGAACUAAGCGACAAGCUAGAGAAAGCUCUCCUUCAUGCGAAGGAGAUAGAGACUUUACUCGCAGAGGAACAAAAGAGAGGUGCCGAAAAGGAAUGUCAAAUUGAAGUAUUAUUAAAUGCAGAAGGAAUUUUGAAACAGACACAACAGGAACUAAGUGACAAGCUAGAGAAAGCUCUCCUUCACGGGAAGGAGAUGGAGACUUUACUUGCAGAGGAACAAAAGAGAGGUGCCGAAAAGGAAUGUCAUAUUGAAGACUUAUUAGAAAUAGAACGAAAUCUGCGAUUGCAACAGCAAGAACUAAAGAAAAUAAAUGCAAAGCAGAGGGAGCAAUUGUUGGAGGAAUGGAAGGAGGUUGCUCUCCAACACGAGAAGGAGAUAGAAAGUUUGUUGAACGGAGCAAAAGAAAAGCAAAGAAACAUGAACAUCUUGAAGGAACAGUUGCAGAACAAGGAUAAUCAAAUAAAAAAAUCAUUACUCCGAAUUGAGAAACUGAAAGGUGAAAUUCAAAUGUUGGAACAAAAAUUGGCAAGCACCCGGAAAGAAGGUGAGAUGAGAUAUCUUGAGAUGGUGCAAAGAGAAAAAGAACAAAUCGAAAUUAGCUUAUCCUGGCAGCUGAAGUUUGAGGAAAGCAACAACGAAGUGGAGAUCUUGAGACAAUGUGAAAAAGACCUCCGAGAAAAAGUGAAGGAGUGCGAGAGAGAACUGGAAAAUGCAGCCAUUCAAGCAAAGGCGUUGGAAAAUAAGGUCAGCCUUUUGGAAGAUAAGUUAAAGGAAAACUAUAUACUUUUGAAGGAUAAAGAGGAAGAGAAGAGGGAAAAAGACAGCGAAAUAAAGAGGCUGCUAGAGCAGGACAGAGAGCAGCGAAGACUACAAGAAGAAACCUUGAGGAAUGAAGAUAGAUAUAUGUUGAUGACACUUCUACAUGGAAUUGCUGAGCGGAAUUUCCAUCUCGAGCACAUUGCAAAUGAGCAUGGAAACGAAAAUGAGAGAGACGAGGAAAUGUUUGAUCACAUGCUUAAAAGAAAAGAACAGCAGUUCUGCAUGGCCCAACAGGAGAAGAACUAUUACUUGAAAGAAUGGGGUGACUUAACCCAGGUGUUGGAAGAUUUAAUAUGUGAAAAUGAAAGAGUGCUGGAAGGAUGUUUGAAUAAAAACGUAGAAGUUAAAACUUUUGAGGAUGAGGACGAAUUUGAUGAUACAUCUGGUGGAGAAUCUCAAGAGCAAACUAAUGAUGGCCCACUGGAUGAGAUGGAUGAUGAUUCAGAUGAAGAAUUUGGAGAUGAUGAGGGAGAUAAUUAUUCUCGUGAUGAAUCUGACAACAGUUUUGGUGAAGAAUCAGAAGAUGAAUGGGAUAAAGAUUCUUUUGAGGAGCUUGAGAAUGAAGGAACCUAA